Elaeis guineensis (African oil palm) is the source of this 273-nucleotide messenger RNA. The record is from the annotation of a RefSeq genome assembly. Lineage: Eukaryota; Viridiplantae; Streptophyta; Magnoliopsida; Arecales; Arecaceae.
AUGAUCAAAAAUUCAUUCAUCUCAGUUAUUUCACAAGAAGAAAAAGAAGAAAACAAGGGUUCUGUUGAAUUUCAAGUAUUAAGUUUCACCAGUAAGAUACGUAGACUUACUUCCCAUUUGGAAUUGCACAAAAGAGAUUUUUUAUCCCAAAGAGGUCUACGAAUAAUUCUGGGAAAACGUCAACGGCUCCUGGCUUAUUUGUCAAAGAAAAAUAGAGUCCGUUAUAAGAAAUUAAUGGAUCAGUUGGAUAUUCGGGAACCAAAAACUCGUUAA